This is a messenger RNA of Trematosphaeria pertusa, 1479 nucleotides long. Its product is annotated as glutamate-rich WD repeat-containing protein 1. The transcript has 3 exons. Gene Ontology annotation, molecular function: protein binding. Lineage: Eukaryota; Fungi; Ascomycota; Dothideomycetes; Pleosporales; Trematosphaeriaceae. The coding region runs from base 1 to 1479 and encodes 492 amino acids. The record is from RefSeq and is a predicted model, not a curated record.
AUGGCUAAGAGGGCCGCCGAAUCGGAUGAGAAAGAGCUGGAAGCUAUCAAAAAUGGCGAGCGACCUAUGGAAAUCGACGGAGACGAAGUGGGGGAAUUCGAAGACGAAUAUGAGGACGAGUUCGAGAGCGACGACGAGAUAUUGGAGGCGGGAGUGGAUGGGCGGCCAGAUGAAGAGAGGGAAGCAGAGGAACGAGAGAACGCUAUGGAAGUCGACCAGGGCACUUUCAUACCCGGCCGGCACAAGCUCUCCGCUGGCGAGACCCUCGCGCCUGAUCUAUCUACAUACGAAAUGCUACAUACCCUUGAAGCGCCGUGGCCAUGUCUCUCCUGCGACAUAAUACCGGAUAACCUAGGUUCGAACCGCAAGACUUACCCCGCGACCGUCUACUCGGUGGCGGGCACUCAGGCAGCGCGAGGCCGAGAGAAGGAGAACCAGAUCAUGGUGAUGAAGAUGAGCAGUCUGUCGCGCAUGGAGCGGGAAGACGAAGAGGAGGAGGAAGAUUCGGACGACGAGGCUUCAGAUCCCAUACUGGAGACCAAGUCAAUACCCAUGAACAGCUGCACAAACAGGAUACGCGUACAUCAGCUUCCACAGACGACAUCGGGGAAACUGCCUACUACCCUCACUGCAGCAAUGACAGAAUCGGGCCAGGUUUUAAUACACGACAUAACGCCCCAUCUCACAGCCUUCGACACCCCCGGAACCACAAUCACUCCCGCACAGAACAAGCCAGUCUCCACAAUACGAGCACACAAGUCAAGUGAAGGGUAUGCACUGGAUUGGUCACCUCUCAUACCAGAAGGAAAACUCUUAACGGGUGACGUGUCUGGCAAGAUCUUCGCCACGACACGGACACAAGGUGGAGGCUUCGUCACCGACACGACCCCCUUCACGGGGCAUCAGGGCACCGUAGAAGAGCUGCAGUGGUCGCCGACAGAAAAGCACGUCUUCGCCUCCGCAUCGAAUGACGGCUCGGUAAAGAUCUGGGAUGCGCGGUCAAAGUCGCGGAAACCAGCUGUCAGCGUUCAGGUCUCAAAAACAGACGUCAACGUGCUGAGCUGGUCACACCAAACUUCACAUCUUCUUGCCUCUGGCGCGGACGACGGCGAGUGGGCCGUCUGGGAUCUCCGGCAAUGGAAACCUUCAACAUCGAUGACCAAUGACAAGAAGCCGUCGCCAGUCGCAUCGUACACGUUCCACAAGGAGCAGAUCACGUCAGUAGAGUGGCAUCCGACCGACGACAGCAUCGUGCUCGUGUGCGCGGGCGACAACACGCUUACGCUGUGGGAUUUGGCUGUCGAGCUGGAUGACGAGGAGAGCAGAGAUACUGGCGGCGUGCAGGAUGUCCCGCCGCAGUUGCUAUUCGUGCAUUACAUGGAGCAGGUCAAGGAAGCGCACUGGCAUCCACAGAUACCGGGGACUAUUAUGGCAACAGGAGGCUCAGGUUUCGGAGUCUUCAAGACAAUCAGUGUGUAG